AUGAGUAAACCAGGCGGGUAUCCUCAAGAGGGCCAGGAUCCAUAUUAUGGGGAACGUCGCGCUCCAUUACCCGUCAACCAGCGUUUUUCUGACAGAAGUUUUGAAAAUUAUGGUCAACCUCAACAAGCUCGGUCUUCUGUAACUUCUGAAACUUCUGUUGAUGCUGCAAUUUCACGUAUGGCAAAUAUGAAGAUUGGUGACGAUCGUAGUGCACCAAUUCCAUUUCAAGGUUCAUAUACUCCACAAAGAGUAAGCUCUCCCCGUCCUCGUCCUAAUCCACAAAUGCAAGGUCCUCCUCGUCCUAAUCAACAUAUGCAAGGUCCUCCUCCUCCUAAUCAAAUGCAAAGUCCUCCCCCUAAUCAACAAUUGCAAGGUCCUGGUCGACAAAUGCAAGGUAGCCCUCCUCCUCCUAAUCAACAAAUGCAAGGUCCUGGUCGACAAAUUCAAAGUAGCCCACCUCCUAAUCAACAAAUGCAAGGUUAUCCUCCUUCCAAUCAACAAUUGCAAGGUUAUCCUCUUCCCAAUCAGCAAAUUCAAAGUCCUCCUCUUCCUAAUCAACAAAUGCAAGGUCCUCCUCCUCCUCCCAAUCAACAAAUGCAAGGUCCUCCUCCUCCUCCUAAUCAACAAAUUCAAGGCCCUCCCCCAUUAUCACAAUCGAGGGAAUAUCCUAAUUAUGGCCCUGAAGAGCAAUAUUAUGGUCAUUAUCCUCCAGAUUCUGAUCCUUCCAUAAAAGCACAUCAAAAAUAUCCGAAUUAUUAUAAUUAUAAUAAUCAAUAUCAUCCUCAAGACUAUCCUCCUCCUAAAGACAGUCAAGAAUAUUAUCCUCGGGGUCAAAAUUACGAUACUGCUUCUAUAUAUACUGAAGAUUCAUAUAAUUAUUAUCCAACUCAACCUUAUGAUCAAGAUAAUGUGAAUCAAGGAAUGUACGGUUAUGAUUAUUAUAGAGGGUACCCUCCUAACGAAGGAUAUCCUCCUAGUGAACGAUAUCCUCCUGGUGAAGGAUUCCCUCCAAACGAACGAUAUCCUCCUGGUGAACGUUAUCCUCCUAACAAUGGAUAUCCCCCUAGUGAAGGGUAUCCUCCUAGUGAAGGAUAUACUCCUAGUGAAGGAUAUCCUCCCAGUGAAGGAUACCCUCCUAAUUAUGAUUAUUAUGGUGACAUGAAUCCUCAUCAAUAUUAUCAGGAUCAAUAUUAUGGUCCACAAGAUGAAUAUGGUUCUAGAGGUUAUUAUGGUCAACCAGUUCAACAACCUUACAUGGAAAAUACAAAUAGGUAUUCUGGUCAAAGAAACUCGGGUACACCUAAUAAUGUGGAAGAUAAAGCUUUAUAUACACCUGAAGCAAUAGAACAAUAUCGACAAAAAAUGAAAUCGGUUACCGAUCCUGAUGCUUUAUAUGUUUUUGCCAAAUAUUUAAUUUCUGCUUCAAUUCAUGUUGAUGAUCCUGAUCCUAAAAAUGCAAAAAAGAAAAAAGAAACAUUACUUCAGGAAGGAAUCAAGUUAAUGAAACGUUUGGCCACACAAUCUAUGGGUCGUCCUUCACAUCCAGAUGCUCAAUUUUACCUUGCAGAUUGUUAUGGUAGUGGAUCAUUGGGUUUAACGAAAGAUCUUGAGAAAGCUUUUAAUCUAUAUGAACAAGCUUCAAAAUCACGUCAUCCUGCGGCUACUUAUAGAACGGCUGUAUGUUACGAAGUUGGUGGUGGAACAAAACGAGAUCCACAUAGAGCAGUCCAAUUUUAUCGUAAAGCAGCUGCAUUAGGUGAUACUGCCGCUAUGUAUAAACUUGGAAUGAUCAUGUUAAAAGGACAAUUGGGUCAACAUGAUAAUCCACGAGAAGCUCUUAAUUGGCUUAAGCGCGCUGCAGCUCAAGCGGACGAAGCAAAUCCACAUGCAUUACACCAAUUAGGAUUAUUACAUGCUAAACCAGAAAAUGAACCACCAAUAAUUCCUUCACUCAUCAGAAAUGAAGGACAUGCAUUCGAAGAGUUUAAACGUGCUGCGGAUUUAAGUUAUGCACCAUCUUGUUUCAAAUUAGGAGCUUGUUUUGAAUAUGGACAGCUGGGUUGUCCUAUUGAUCCUCGACAAUCUAUUCGAUAUUAUUCACGUGCUGCUGAAAAAGGAGAUCCUAACGCUGAAUUAGCAUUAUCUGGUUGGUAUUUGACAGGUUCAGAAAAUAUAUUGAAACAAUCUGACACAGAGGCAUAUUUAUGGGCUCGGAAGGCUGCAGAUAAAGGCCUUGCAAAAGCAGAGUAUGCCAUAGGGUAUUAUACGGAAACAGGCAUUGGUAUAACUCAAAAUCUUGAUGAAGCAAAACGUUGGUAUAUGCGUGCUGCAGCACAAGGGAAUAAAAGAGCAAUGCAGCGUCUUACUGAACUAAAACAUGGUAAAAAUCGCUUAGGUAAUACAAAACAUACACGAUCUCAGGCAAAUAAAGAAGAUUGUACCAUAUGCUAA
Cetraspora pellucida is the source of this 2451-nucleotide messenger RNA. The record is from the annotation of a GenBank genome assembly. Lineage: Eukaryota; Fungi; Glomeromycota; Glomeromycetes; Diversisporales; Gigasporaceae.